AUGCCACCGAAACGCGCCGCACUCAUUCAGAAUCUUCGUGAUAGUUACACGGAAACAAGCAGCUUUGCUGUCAUCGAGGAAUGGGCCGCCGGUACACUUCAGGAGAUUGAAGGAAUCGCGAAGGCGGCAGUCGAGGCUCAUGCCACCAUUCGUAACAGCACGUACGGCCGUGCCCAGGCUGAAAAGUCGCCAGAACAACUUUUGGGAGUGCUGCAGCGAUACCAAGAUCUUUGCCACAACGUUUAUUGCCAGGCAGAAACCAUCCGGACCGUCAUCGCAAUUCGCAUCCCCGAGCAUAAGGAAGAAGAUAACCUUGGUGUGGCUGUGCAGCACGCUGUGUUGAAAGUCAUUGACGAACUUGAGAUUAAGACGCUCGGAAGUGGUGAAAAGAGUGGCAGCGGCGGCGCACCGACACCUAUUGGAAUGUAUGCCCUUCGGGAGUACUUGAGCGCGCGAUCAACAGUGGAGGAUAAGUUGCUUGGAAGCGUUGAUGCGGAGAGCGGCAAGACAAAGGGAGGAAGCCAAUCUCCUUCUCUUCUGUUGGAACUUCGCCAAAUUGACGCGGAUUUCAUGCUGAAGGUCGAGUUGGCCACCACUCACCUUUCCACAAUGGUGCGGGCGGUUAUCAACGCCUACUUGCUGAACUGGAAGAAGCUCAUUCAGCCUCGUACGGGAAGCGAUCAUAUGGUGAGUUGA
Molecule: messenger RNA, 696 nt
Organism: Trypanosoma brucei brucei TREU927
Lineage: Eukaryota; Euglenozoa; Kinetoplastea; Trypanosomatida; Trypanosomatidae
Product: proteasome activator protein PA26
Exons: 1
Coding region: 1-696 (231 amino acids)
Cellular component (GO): proteasome activator complex
Source: RefSeq, a predicted model, not a curated record